This is a messenger RNA of Solanum tuberosum (potato), 987 nucleotides long. RefSeq lists its product as uncharacterized. NCBI's taxonomy places the organism in Eukaryota, Viridiplantae, Streptophyta, Magnoliopsida, Solanales, Solanaceae. The annotation marks the transcript as partial. The transcript has 3 exons. The record is from RefSeq and is a predicted model, not a curated record.
UAUUACUUUCAAAAUUUAUUUCAGAAAAAAUUCUAUUGGGAUGUUUCUAUUAGUGAAAGUGAAGUGAAGAGACACUGGUUGGUCAAGGCCGCUAUAAAAUACAGAAAUUUUAUUUCUAAAAUAAAAGGGGGAGGAGUUAGGCCAGGUUUUGUACCUGAGCAUGUUUGGGAAAGAUGGACACAACUUUGGGGAAGUAAUGAGUCCAAGAAAAAGUCAAAAACAAAUGCAAAGAAUCGUCGUGGUGGCCGUGAAGUUGCUGCUGGGACUCACACAGGUGGCUCUAUCUCAAUUGGAGAGCAUCGCAAGAAACUUGCUAUUGAAAAGGGUCGAGAUCCAACACCAAGUGAGUUACAUUUACACGUCCAUACGCAUGGUCAUGAUGGUAAAUCUUUUGUUGGCGAACGCUCUCGAAUUGUCCAUGAAAAAUAUGAAGAAAUAUUACGGGAAAAAACAACCUCUCAAUUUGAUAUUGAUCAAUGUGAAGCAUACUACCAAGCUGCCGGGGGAGAAAAGAAGAAAAGAAUAUACGGUCUUGGAUCUGAAGCAAAAACUUACUACGGGCAGAAUCUUUGUGCCUCAUCAUCUGUAGCAACUUCAGUUUCUCAAUCAACAACGACAAGAAAUAUGGAUGUGUUUGUGAAGGAAAUGAUUCCUGCCCUUACUACUCAUUUUCUUCCGGUUAUUAUGGAGCGGCUACAGCAAGUGGUUACUCCCAUUGACAAUCCAUCACUUGUGACACCCAUGGUACCUCCUCCUGCUGCUACUAAUGAGGACGAGGUUGAUCCCUUAGUUUCAAGUGAUGAGGGUAUCCCUUAAUUAGUCUCCUUUAGCUUUAAUUUUUGGAUGUUUGUGUUUUUGAAAAGUACAAAUUGUCUGAUAACAAUAGUUGAUGACUUGCUUUUGAUGUUUUGCAGUGAAAGUAUGUGAUUAGGAUUUUGCUAUCUACAGAUUUUGAACCCUCUAAAUAAUAUUUUAUAUGAAUGUUUG